Messenger RNA from Venustampulla echinocandica, 1812 nucleotides. RefSeq lists its product as uncharacterized. Gene Ontology annotation, biological process: xanthine transport; transmembrane transport. Gene Ontology annotation, molecular function: xanthine transmembrane transporter activity. NCBI's taxonomy places the organism in Eukaryota, Fungi, Ascomycota, Leotiomycetes, Helotiales, Pleuroascaceae. The record is from RefSeq and is a predicted model, not a curated record. The transcript is spliced from 4 exons. The coding region runs from base 1 to 1812 and encodes 603 amino acids. Gene Ontology annotation, cellular component: membrane; fungal-type vacuole.
AUGUCAAUUACAAUCGACAAUGGGCCCCAAGAUGGGCCGGAUCUAAUUGGGCCUGAUCAAACACAGAAAAGGCCCUUCAGAGAACGCAUCAACCACUCCGUCAAGGCUUUUACUACCAAGGCUGGCUUGCUAGGCAAUUAUGAUUAUGUCUUUCUCUUCAAGCCAAACCUUCCGUUUAUGAAAAAGUCCAAGAGACGGGCACCAUUUUUCGGGCUUCAUGAUCGGAUGCCAGUCAUUCUUGCGAUUCUCCUAGGAUUCCAACAUGCUCUUGCCAUGCUGGCAGGAAUCAUCACGCCUCCAAUUAUAAUAGCUAGCUCCGCAAACUUUGACGCCAAGACUACGCAAUAUCUGGUAUCGACUUCUUUAAUAGUCUCCGGUAUCCUCUCCGCUAUUCAAAUCACCAGAUUCCAUAUUCGGAAGACCCCCUAUUAUCUCGGCACAGGCCUGAUUUCCGUCGUUGGAACUUCAUUCGCUAUCAUCCCGAUUGCCACCAAGAGUCUUGCUCAGAUGUACGCAAAUGGAAUGUGCCCCUCGGACGCGGAAGGAAAUCCUCUGCCCUGUCCAGAUGGCUAUGGGGCACUUCUCGGUACAUCCUCGCUCUGUGCAUUGUUGGAGAUUGCACUGUCAUUCAUGCCCCCUUCGCUACUAAAGAAGCUCUUUCCACCAAUCGUCACCGGCCCCACGGUGACACUCAUCGGCGUCUCGCUGAUUGAAAGCGGACUUGGUAGCUGGGCUGGUGGUGUUGGAGGUUGUAUGAGUAGGCCCGAGUCGGGACCUUUCAUGCUUUGUCCUUCCAACACUGCCCCUCAUGCUUUGCCUUGGGGUAGUGCGGAGUUUAUUGGUCUGGGUUUCUCUGUUUUUAUCACCAUUAUUCUCAUGGAGAGAUUUGGAGCCCCUAUUAUGAAAUCUUUGAGCGUCGUGCUGGGUCUUCUAGUGGGUUGCAUUAUCGCAGCUGCAUGUGGAUACUUCGACAACAGCUCCAUCGACUCAGCUCCAGCCGCAUCGUUCAUCUGGGUCAAGACAUUCAAGCUCUCUGUCUACGGGCCCCUAGUCCUUCCUCUCCUAGCAAUAUACCUCAUCCUCAUGAUGGAAACCAUCGGCGACAUAACCGCCACCUGCGACGUCUCCCGCCUCCAAGUCGAAGGCAAACUUUUCGAUUCCCGCAUCCAAGGCGGCGUCCUUGCCGAUGGCAUAAACGGCAUGCUUGCCGGUCUCUGCACAAUAACCCCCAUGUCAGUAUUUGCGCAAAACAACGGCGUCAUCUCACUCACUCGGUGCGCAAAUCGCAAAGCCGGCUACGUAGCCUGCUGCUUCCUCAUCAUCAUGGGUAUCUUCUCAAAAUUCGCUGCUGCGCUAACCGCUAUCCCUGAUGCCGUCUUGGGAGGCAUGACAACCUUCCUCUUCUCCAGCGUUGCUGUCUCGGGAAUGCGUAUCAUCUCUACCGUGACAUUUACACGCCGUACUCGCUUCAUCCUCGCAGCUGCUUUGGCUCUUGGUUUCGGAGCCAUCCUCGUGCCAGAGUGGUUCUCGUAUGUCUUCACAUAUACUGGGGAUAAUAAAGCGAAGGCGGGGUUUUUCGAUGCUAUUACCCUGGUUAUGGAGACUGGCUUUGCAGUUACGGGAUUUAUGGCCGUGGCAUUGAAUUUGCUGCUGCCAGAAGAGGAUGAGUCGGAAGAGACGGAGAGUUUGGCGGGGGAUCUUUCGGAGAGGGGGGAGGUGGAGGAGGAGGUUGAGUUUCCAGCCAAGCGUAGUGGUGAGCCCCAGAGUACGGCCGUGAGGCCGAGUGAUAGUAUUGAGGAAACGAAAGGUUGA